AUGGUGAUAUUUGCAGUAUUGGUUAUUGUGCCUUUACCUCAAGUGGUGUGCAAGAUUCGCAGUGCUAAAUGCAGCAUCAGUGACCCUCUGCCUUUUCUUCACAAGAAACAUCAGUCAGGAGACUUCAUUGUUGUGAAUAUCCUCUCUCAGAUCUAUCUCUUCCAGACAAUGAUAGACUUCACCAGACGUCCCUCUAAGGAGCUCUUUGAGGACACUGUGGUCAUGACUCCGAUCUACCAGCACAUCUUGGCCUUAGAAUUUGCCAUCAAGGAGAUCGAUAGAAAUAUCCAACUUUUACCCAAUCACACUCUUGGUUUUCAGAUCUAUAAUACCUACUUCAUGACAGGUUGGACGUAUCGUGCCUCACUGGAGCUUUUCUCUACAAAGGGCCAGUUCAUCCCUAACUACAGCUGUGAUAUGCAGCACAGACCAAUAGCAGUCGUUGGAGGACCUACCUCUGAGGUGUGUCUACACAUGGCUACCAUCCUGUCCAUGUACAAGAUGCCACAGUGGACCUGGAUUGGCAUCUUGUCUGUGAAUAAUGAGAAUGAGAAGGUGGUAGGAUUCCGGCAAUUUGUUCAGAUGAGGAACCCUAUCUUGGAAAAAGAGGACAGUUUUCUCAAGGUCUUCUGGGAAAAUGCCUUUGAAUGUUCCUUCACCAUCUCUGGCAUGGAAGCAGAAAAUGAUGUUCCCUGCACUGGGAAGGAGAAACUGGAAGGUCUUCCUUCAUCUGUGUUGGAAAUGGACAUGACUGGCCACAGCUACAGCAUCUACAAUGCCAUCUAUGUGAUGGCACAUGCUUUGCAUGACUUCCAUUCAUCAAUGGUGGAAUACAGAGCUCAAGGGCAUGAAGCCAAAGUGAAACUUCUGGAUCAAAAGCUUUGGAAGGUCCAGCCUCUAUCCUGGUGUAAUAGCAAGUGUCUUUCAGGUUAUAGUAAGAGCAAGAUUGAAGGGAAGCCAUUUUGUUGCUAUGAUUGUCUGCAGUGUCCACAUGGGAAGAUUUCCAACCAAGUAGACAUGGAUUAUUGUUUUCAGUGUCCAGAAGAUCAGUACACAAAUGUGAACCAGGAUUUGUGUCUUCCAAAGUUUACAACAUUUUUGAUGUACGAAGAAACUUUGGGGAUCGUUUUGGCCAGUUCUGCUCUUUUCUUUUCUUUGGUCACCGCUGGAAUCCUUGGGAUCUUUAUUAAGCAUCAGGACACUCCCAUAGUCAAAGCCAACAACCGGAAUCUCACCUAUGCUCUCCUUGUUGCUCUCCUGUUGUCUUUUCUUUGUUCUUUGUUAUUCCUUGGAAAACCAGGCAAGGUGACCUGUCUCCUUCGUCAAACUGCCUUCGGUAUCAUCUUCUGCAUGGCCAUUUCUUGUGUGUUGGCCAAAACCAUCAUUGUGGUUCUGGCAUUCAUGGCCACUAAGCCUGGGUCUAAGAUGACCAAAUGGGUGGGGAAAAGAUUAGGCAUGUCCAUCGUGUUGGGCUGCUCCUUUGUUCAAGCUGUGAUAUGCACUGUGUGGUUGACAACCUCUCCCCCAUUCCCAGAUGCUGACUUGACUUCAGUGGCAGAAGAAAUAGUUCUGGAAUGUAACGAAGGUUCCAACUUCAUGUUCUACUGUGUCCUGGGCUACCUGGGCUUCCUUGCCUUUGUUAGCUUCACGGUGGCUUUUCUAGCGAGAAAUUUGCCUGAUGUUUUCAAUGAGGCCAAGUAUAUCACCUUCAGCAUGUUGGUCUUCUGCAGUGUUUGGGUGUCCUUUGUUCCAACAUACCUGAGCACAAAGGGAAAAUAUAUGGUUGUCGUGGAGAUCUUCUCCAUUAUAGCUUCUAGUGUUGGGUUACUGAUUUGUAUUUUUUUCCCUAAAUGCUAUAUCAUUUUGUUGAGGCCUGCUCUGAACAAUAAAGAACAGCUAAGAAGACAAAACCACAGAAAAACAUAA
Molecule: messenger RNA, 1926 nt
Organism: Candoia aspera
Lineage: Eukaryota; Metazoa; Chordata; Lepidosauria; Squamata; Candoiidae
Product: vomeronasal type-2 receptor 26-like
Exons: 6
Coding region: 1-1926 (641 amino acids)
Biological process (GO): G protein-coupled receptor signaling pathway
Cellular component (GO): plasma membrane
Molecular function (GO): G protein-coupled receptor activity
Source: RefSeq, a predicted model, not a curated record